CGUUUUCUCUCUUUGAUUCAGAUCUCUCCCUCUCUUUCUCUAUAUCUUUUUCUUCCUCUCUCCACCCCCAAAAUUUCCCCAUUUUUGUUGGAAAAAAAAGGGAUUUUCAUUUUCUAGAGAAGAUAAAAAUGGACGCUUUGGAUUCAGUAUUCGAUCCGCUGAGAGACUUCGCCAAGGAUAGCGUUCGUCUUGUCAAGAGAUGCCACAAGCCCGAUCGGAAAGAAUUUACGAAGGUGGCGACGCGGACGGCGAUCGGGUUCGUGGUGAUGGGAUUUGUGGGGUUUUUCGUGAAAUUAAUCUUCAUUCCCAUUAACAACAUCAUCGUGGCAGCUUCUUAAUCGCUAAUAGGUAGCAGCUUUUGCCUUGAGGAACUUGGAUUUACUUUUUUGAGGAAAGUUUGCUUAGUUGUAGUUCUAGUCCCUUGGGAUUAGGCUAGAAGAAUGUACUUUGAUUAGUGAUCUUGAACUUGUAUUUUUUACUGAUGGAAGUACUAGUUAUUAAAUUCCAUUCCUACAGUUCAGUUAGCUCCCCUGCUUUUGCAUUUUGCUCA
Molecule: messenger RNA, 550 nt
Organism: Coffea eugenioides
Lineage: Eukaryota; Viridiplantae; Streptophyta; Magnoliopsida; Gentianales; Rubiaceae
Product: protein transport protein Sec61 subunit gamma-1-like
Exons: 3
Coding region: 129-338 (69 amino acids)
Biological process (GO): protein targeting; post-translational protein targeting to membrane, translocation
Cellular component (GO): Ssh1 translocon complex; membrane
Molecular function (GO): transmembrane protein transporter activity
Source: RefSeq, a predicted model, not a curated record